Fusarium oxysporum Fo47 is the source of this 1768-nucleotide messenger RNA. RefSeq names its product ACT domain-containing protein. NCBI's taxonomy places the organism in Eukaryota, Fungi, Ascomycota, Sordariomycetes, Hypocreales, Nectriaceae. Bases 348 to 1520 code for a protein of 390 amino acids. The transcript has 2 exons. Gene Ontology annotation, cellular component: cytosol. The record is from RefSeq and is a predicted model, not a curated record. Gene Ontology annotation, biological process: regulation of intracellular signal transduction; cellular response to L-arginine.
GUCUGGUCUGGACUUACCUCCAACCUUUCUCAAUUCCCUCGCAAAACUCUUCGCCUUCAAAUCUUGCCUGCACUCUAGACCAAAUCAAAGUUUACCGGGUUUUCGGGCACUGGCUGCUCCUUUGUCUCUUGUUCCUCUCCAGCUUAGCCCAAACCUUACAACAACGCUGAGACGAAACAUCUUCAUGAUCGAGUCGGUCACUCGAUUUUUACAUCGCGCCGACUUGUCGCAAGCUACAACCAGCUUGACUCUGCCAACAGUAGAACAUUUGCAUUGCGCUCCAUCUACACCUUGACCCAAUCCCGUAGCACAAGGGCCCUGGACCUCUCCAAUGCUAGCCGUUCAUCAUGAACGCGCAGGUAUCAUUUCUUGAUGGCACAUAUACGCUGAUUCACAUCCCUCUCAGCCUCUACUCGACCCUGCUCCAGCCAAUUCUCCGAGUACUUCUGCCACAAUCUCAGGGAACGGGAGGCCUGCGCGAUUCGCCCGAGUACGAGUUGCAGGGACUCACACCUGAUGGCCAGCAUGGCUUUCUGAAUAUUAGCAUCACUCCUCUUGAGUGUUCGGUUGUCUGUCACACCUCAUGGGCUCAAAAUGUCUUCGAGCCAGUCCUUAAAGCCAUGCCGCGCGACAUUGCGAAAACUGUUUCCGUUUCCAAAGAAUCCUAUAUGGUACUUUCAGUCAUAAGCGCUGGGCUUGAUGCAGGCGGUCGUGUGAUGGAAUUGACCUCUCCGCUAGCCCUCGCUGGUAUCCCCAUCUUCUUCAUCACGACCUAUUACUCAGACUUCAUCCUAGUCCCUACGAAAGAGCGGGAAAACGUGGUCAAGUCUCUCAUCGCAAAAGGCUUCGAGCUGUCCGACAACGAGUCCAACUUCAUCACUUCCGCUGCCAAUCACAAGCAGGGCACUGGGUUGUCUGCAACUUCUCCGCCACAUGAGGGCCUCCCUCUCAAUGUCGCUGAGUUGCAAACACGCAUUUUUGGUACACUUAAGAAGAGGCAUGUGGCACCCCAGAUUGAGGAAGCGCUUGAAUUGGUGCAAUGUUCAGGUCGCGAAGCAUCGCAGCUUGCAAACUUCACCCAUCAAAGGCCUUCAAUCAGCCGUCACGCAACAGGAAACGGCCGCCGACCAAGUUGGGCAGACAAUGUGGACACAAAGCUCUACACAUGCAUCAUCUCAGCGCUCGUCUCGCAGCCUCGAUUUAUGUCCGUCACUCUUGCUCAGGAUGACCCGCCAUCCCUCUUGCUCGACAAGAAUCUUCUCGACAUAUUUGGCGACUCCCUCGUUGGGGACACAGAUGCUAGCCUGAUACCGAUCUUCCUGGACUUGAAAACUCUUCCUCUGGAGGCCACGGGUAUUGUUUGCGGUGUCGCUGGUAUACUCGUACAAGACACCCAGAUAGCGGCGAGUUCUGAAUUAUCUUAUCUCUCGACUGCUCAGGCAGGUGCUGUGAUUCUUUCUGAAGAGCAGUCUGUCAGGGCUAUGGGUAUAUUGAAGCCAUUGCUCAGUGAAGAGCUGUGAUGCUUUGAGCUUGAUCAAUAUACUUGCGAUGGAAGAUAAGACUGUCACAAUGAUGUAAAAUUAUGGAAAGCUCACAAUCUAUGAGCCUAUGACCAAUGGCGCAACGGAGAUGGCGUUUGUUUUCUAAGAAGCCGGGCUGUUGGGUUUGUGUAAAAUCAUUAUCUGACUUGAGAAUUUCAGUAUUUUGUCAGGGGAAAAGUUCCUGGAGAUGUGCCUGGCUUCUAUAUUGAUACCAUGUUAUAGUACCA